GUUUGCUAUGAUUGCAUAUCUUAAUUUUGUCAUAUGCCAGUUACCAACUUUUUCACCAUCAUUUUUUCAGAUGAUGGAUCCAGGUGGAAUUGCAAAUUGGUCAGUAACAUAUGUGGAUUGGUCUGAAGGAAAGUGGCAUCCAAGAUCAUAUAGGGCUCAAGAUGUGACCUAUGAUCUUCUUAAGAACAUUACAUCCAUUGACGAGAGCCUGCAUGUUACAAGUGAUGAGGAGAAGAAAUUGAUUAUUAAACCUUGCAUGUGGAAUGGAAUGAAGCGGCCUUGCUACUUAUUUGGAAGAAAAUUCUUUCCUGAUACUCUGGAUAGCUUGAUAUACAUUUUCUCCAAUUAUACGAAAUACUAAAAUAUGCUGCAUAUUGUGACUGUUUGGUCAGAUCAAGAGCAUUUGACCCUCUUAUCUCACAUCACUCUGCUAUAUAAUCUCAAAAUGCUGUAAAUGUGUUCCAUAAUUGGAUCAUCAGAUGCAUCACCAGAUAAAUAUUUCUGCUUGAGGGGUGAUCAGUGAGCGAUCCAGGAUCUUUACUUGGGGUCUGGACGAAGCUGCUCACCUGUUUGUUUUUGCUGCUUCCUCUUGAGGUUACAAGUUUGUACUCUCUCUCUCUCUCUCUCUC
Messenger RNA from Ilex paraguariensis (yerba mate), 629 nucleotides. The record is from the annotation of a GenBank genome assembly. Lineage: Eukaryota; Viridiplantae; Streptophyta; Magnoliopsida; Aquifoliales; Aquifoliaceae.